GGAGGCCUGGGCGGCGGGGAUGGCCGUCCGGGGCGGCGCUGCGACUGCGAGGGAGGCGAGAGGCGGAGCUGCCGCCACCGAAGAGGAGGCCUGAGCCGGCGCCCCCUCCGCCCUGGGCGGUUCCUUGGCCUCCGCCUGCGCUGCCGGGGAUGGGGCGGAGGGCCCGCUCCUGCUGCUGCUGCUGCCGCUGCCUCCGGUGCUGGCCGAGGAGCAGCCGCCCGCUCUGAGGCCGGGCCGGGCUGGGCUUGGGCCGCCCGGCCCGGACGCCUAAAGAGAGAGACGAGAAAGCAGCGGCGGCUCCUACUCUAUGCUCCCCUGAUGCUGGCUGGCCUGUGCCCAGAAGAUGAGCAGAUUGCUGGUGGGGGUGACCCUGGAGAGGAUCUGUAAAGCUGUACUACUCCUAUGUUUACUACACUUUCUCAUCAUCAUGAUUCUCUACUUUGAUGUCUACGCUCAGCGCCUGGACUUUUUCAGCCGCUUCAAUAUACGCAACUCUUCUCGCUCUCUUCUACCCUACGUCAACAUCUCUCGGCCAAAUGGUACUGCUGGGCCAUUGGGCUCUGAGCUCUUGGCCCCGAGUGCCAAGUCAGUUGGGAGCAACAGCACCAUCACCGAGAAGCCCUUACCACCCUGUCCAGAGAUGCCUCCUGGCCUAGUCGGCCGGCUCCUUAUUGAGUUUAGCUCUCCCAUGAGCAUGGAGAGGGUGCAGCGAGAGAAUCCAGAUGUGCAAGAGGGUGGCAAGUAUUCACCACCAGACUGUGUGCCUCGCCAAAAGGUGGCCAUCCUCAUCCCUUUCCGCCACCGGGAGCACCACCUCAAGUACUGGCUGCACUAUCUGCACCCAAUUCUACGACGCCAGAAGGUGUCCUAUGGCAUCUAUAUCAUUAACCAGUUUGGUGAAGAUACUUUUAACCGAGCCAAGCUGCUGAAUGUGGGCUUCCUGGAAGCCUUGCGAGAUGAUGAGAGCUAUGACUGCUUCAUCUUCAGUGAUGUUGACCUUGUGCCCAUGGAUGAUAGGAAUCUGUAUCGCUGCUAUGAACAGCCCAGGCACUUUGCUGUCGCUAUGGAUAAAUUUGGUUUCCGGCUGCCAUAUUCUGGCUACUUUGGAGGUGUCUCUGGCCUGAGCAAGACACAGUUUCUGAAGAUCAAUGGCUUCCCUAACGAGUACUGGGGAUGGGGUGGGGAAGAUGACGACAUCUUUAACCGAAUCUCACUGAAUGGCAUGAAAGUGUCCCGUCCUGAUGCCCGUAUUGGGCGUUAUCGCAUGAUCAAGCAUGAGCGUGACCGGCACAAUGAGCCCAAUCCUCAGCGGUUCACCAAAAUCCAGAAUACCAAGGUGACCAUGAAACGUGAUGGCAUUGGCUCACUGCAGUACCGCCUAGUGGAGAAGUUUCGCCGUCCCAUGUACACCAACGUAACCGUGGAGAUUGGCCGGCCACCACCACGUCCCCCUCGGGGUUGACUCUUUGCUGCCUGGCCUUGCCCAUGGCCCCAUGCAUGAGGAGCUGUGUGGAUUCCAGCCCUGACUGGUUCAGAGGACUGUGUCCUGGCUCAGAGGACCUGUCUGCCUCCUUUGUGGGAAAGGGGGGAAAGGCUAAGAGAGAGGUCUUUGCCUUGUCCUUGCCUUUGGCUGAAGCCCCAUCUCCUUAUCACUAAUUGGUUCUUCACAGUGCCCUAUCACAGAAUGGGGAGUGAAUGUUGAGUGUGCUACAGUGCCUGGCUCUGUGCGUGAGGGUUCUGGGCACAGCCAACCCCCAUUCCUGAUUGAAAGGUGCCCUAGAGGAAAGGAAGACCAGUGCAGAGCCAUCCUCUUCCUGAACUAUUUGCAGGGCCAUGUCCCUUAACUAUUCCAGAAAUACAGUAGCUGUUCUUUCUCCUCCUCCUCCUUGCAGCCUGAAAGACUGUACUGCCUUUUUGAGCCUUCCUUCCAGGGCAUGACUUGGUCCUAUGCCAAUGGCCAGCUGUCCAGUUAUCAAGGUGGUUCACUUGUGCCCAGUCUGAGAAGGACUCCAUCCCAGCAGAAGGUCUGAUAGGUCUGGCUACUGACCACUUCUUUCAUGGCUUGGUGCUGUCCCCUGCUGGACCCUGGCUGUCACUUUUGGGCUCUAGUAACGGGUGUUUCAUACAAACUUUCAUAAAGAAUACUUGAGUGCUUCCUGGGUUAGUGUGGCAUGUGGCCUAUCUGGCAAAGGGCAAGAAGCACCUUGUUCUUAUUCUGCUGGUGAACUGGGCAGGUGGGUCAGGCAAUGUAGUUGUAUCUUUCCAACAUGAUGGUUUCUGCUGGAAGGUGGGCUUAUUUCUUUUUUCCAUAGGCUCAAAGUGGCCUAUGGACUUUGGUUACUGAAGCAGGGAAGGCGAAGGUGGUUUUCUGUCUCUUCCCUUCUCCAUUCUGACCCACAAUCCUAGCAAGCAAUCUUCUCAUCCCUGCACCAUCUCCCAGCAACCAGCCCUUAACCACUCAUACUGCCCUGUUUGUCAAGCUGCCAUCUGCCACCUGUUCAGGCCAGGCCCCUGGGUCUACUGUCUGUGUGUGACACAUAGUGGCCCUGUGCCUAGUAACCUGGAGCUAAGAAGCUGCUGGUGUCCCUUAGUUUUGUUUAUGGUGCCUGGCAGGUAGACUCUCCUGCACCUGUCCACUAUAGGGUGGUGGCUGGGCCAGGCUUGAAGCCAGGCAUAAGCGUGUUGCACAGCCCAGAUGUUGGUGACUUUUGUACAUUUGAAUGUUUUGAUCCCUUUUCAAGCCUAUGGUGAAUGCAGCACUGGUCACUAUGAUCAGACUUUUGUAUUCAGUAAAGUUUCAAAACUUCGA
Messenger RNA from Sceloporus undulatus (fence lizard), 2809 nucleotides. It is a transcript of the gene B4GALT2, whose product is annotated as beta-1,4-galactosyltransferase 2. Gene Ontology annotation, molecular function: glycosyltransferase activity. The record is from RefSeq and is a predicted model, not a curated record. Bases 344 to 1462 code for a protein of 372 amino acids. NCBI's taxonomy places the organism in Eukaryota, Metazoa, Chordata, Lepidosauria, Squamata, Phrynosomatidae. The transcript has 7 exons. Gene Ontology annotation, biological process: carbohydrate metabolic process.